UUCCUGCUGCUCGCCGCGCUCAUCGUGCUCUACCUGCUGGGCGGCGCCGCCGUCUUCUCGGCGCUGGAGCUGGCGCACGAACGCCAGGCCAAGCAGCGCUGGGAGGAGCGCCUGGCCAACUUCAGCCGCCGCCACAACCUGAGCCGCGAAGAGCUCCGCGGCUUCCUUCGCCACUACGAGGAGGCCACCGAGGCCGGCAUCCGCGUGGACAACGUCCGCCAGCGCUGGGACUUCACCGGCGCCUUCUACUUCGUGGGCACCGUCGUGUCCACCAUAGGGUUUGGGAUGACGACGCCAGUGACAGUGGGCGGAAAAAUCUUUCUGAUCUUUUACGGCCUCAUCGGGUGCUCCAGCACCAUCUUGUUCUUCAACCUCUUCCUGGAGCGUCUCAUCACCGUCAUCGCCUGUGUCAUGAAAUCGUGCCGCCAGCGGCAGCUGCGGAGACGAGGGGCGCUGCCCCAGGAGAAGACCCCGGGGAAGGGAGAGGUGGACAGCUUGGCGGGCUGGAAGCCCUCCGUCUACUACGUCAUGCUGAUCCUGUGCGUGGCCUCCCUCCUCAUCUCGUGCGGCGCGUCCGCCAUGUACACCUCCAUGGAAGGCUGGAGCUACUUCGACGCGCUCUAUUUCUGCUUCGUGGCUUUCAGCACCAUCGGCUUCGGGGACCUCGUCAGCAGCCAGAACGCCCAGUACGAUAGCCAAGGCCUCUACCGCUUCGCCAACUUCGUCUUCAUCCUCAUGGGCGUCUGCUGCAUCUACUCCUUGUUCAAUGUCAUCUCCAUCCUCAUCAAACAGUCCAUGAACUGGAUGCUGAGGAAGAUGGAUGGCAGGUGCUGCCCACGAUGCCAAAGAAGACUCUUGCAGUCACGGAGGAACAUGGUGAUGCCAGGCAGUGUCCAAAACCAGUGCAACAUCUCCAUAGAAACAGAUGGCAUCAUAGACAGUGACACAGAUGGGCGGCGUCUCUCGGGGGAGAUGAUCUCCAUGAAGGACUUCUUGGCAGCUAACAAGGUCUCACUAGCCAUCCUGCAGAAGCAGCUGUCCGAGUCGGCCAACGGCUGCCCGCACCAGACCGGCACACUGUCUCUGGACAAUGAAUUCUCAGGGGGGGUAGGAGCCUUUGCGAUAAUGAAUAACCGGCUGGCAGAGACAAGUGGGGACAGGUAGAGGCAAGGAGAGAGUGGACAAUGAGGGACUGUCACCCAGCUCAGCUCUUCGUCCUGGCUGGGUUCAUUCUGGAGCCGUUCCUUCUAGCCUCGAGCUCAGCUUUAGGAAUCUCGUCAUCUUGUCUCCAAUGAACAGCCACUUUCCAGGGCUCUGCAGCCCUGAUGCCUUUCUCCUCCUUAGCUUUAUUCUUGAAGUCUAAAUUCAGUCUUUUGAAAGUGAACCACUAAACUGACUAGACUUCAAUACAAAUAUACACACACACACACACACACAAAGCUGAGCUGCAAAGGCAGUCUAAGACCUCACGUUGUUUCUUUGCUCAUCUUGCUCCAGGGUUUUAACAGCCUAAGAGAGGGAGGGCUUCUUUAAGCCUUGAUCUCCUGCUGCUCUGUUUGUCAUUUGGAAAUAAAAGUCCUGAAGCUCCUAAUUUCCCCCUGGAAUUCUGAACAGCUGAAUUCACUGCUUCUCUUAGUCCCUUCAAAAAAGGGGGGUAAAUGUUGGAGAACACGACUGGGCUUUCUUUUUGCUGGGCUUCCUUCAGAGCAGAGUCAUCCGUGGUGCCGUGGCUGGGGAGACCGUCUAUUCUCCUGACACCUGCGUCUGUUUUUGUUUUUCCUUUCUUUGAUUUUUAAGCUCUUAAUGCCUGACUAAGGUACCUGUGGGACCUCAAUGUGGUAAGAAAAUGAAAUUCAGCUUCAGUUCUUUAGAGAACUGCAAGGUGGUGGGGAGACUCACCCUUGUCACUAAAGAAUAUAGCGUCACGUGUUCCCUUUGGUCACAGAGACCAUUACAUUUUUACCAGAGUUUGCAGCCCAUUGCAAAGAUGAUGACCGACUAUUUAUUAGAACUGAAAAUUUAAUAAAUCCUUUUAUUAACAAAGAUUACAUGAGUGCUCAUUAAGGACACUGAGGGGAGGGUGCCUAAUUGAAGAGGCAUUUACUGCACUCAGAGGAAAAGGAAAUAGGAAUUAACCUUUAGGGAUGUGAGCAGCAUCUUGGAUUCUUGGCUGGAGGAACGUUCUUGGCCAGAUAAUGAAACUUGGCAUCUCUUGUCUAAUCCGUUUCGGUUCUGCUUCAUGGGAUUAUAACAAGUCUAAUUACAUAACCUCCCAAGCAGUUAAAACGUCCGUGCUGGGAACAAGGGCUGUGGUCUUCUUCAUCUAUGCAGGGGAGAAGAUUCUAUAAGAUAAGAUUAGUGUACACACGGCACUUUCAGGAAUGACGAGAAAAAUCCUGCCUGGUGAAACUGAACCGUUAAGCAGGAAGCAUCCAGUUGGGAGGACCCUUAGAAACCAUCCCAUCCAACCCCCUUGUUCUUGACACAAUGAAACAGAGGCACGGAGGGAUUGCGCCUCGUCUGAUCGCUCAGGGCUGCUGGGGUACAGCUAGGAGAGUCACCCACAUCUCCUGAUGAUGUCUGGGCUCUCCACCCAUGCUCCACCCAUGCUCAGAAACCCCUCAACAGCUCCCUCUCCAGGCUGCGUUGACUUUUCUUCCAGCUGGCAGACCCAAGUAUUUUCUUUAAGAUACGAGCAGUGCCCUACAGCCCAGGUGUGGUAAGCAGCAAUGCUGGGCUUUGAACUUAGGGCUGUGCGGCUCCAAAGUCAGAGAUCUUCAGCCAUUACCUUGUAACACUCUUAAUGGGCAGCAGCUUGGAGCUACUGCAAAACCCUUGUUAGGAACCUUCAGUCACAAACCGAGCUCCCCAGGGGCUCUGCCCUGCACUAGGUUGUGUGGGGAUGUGGGGAGGAGUUGGGUCCCCAUCCCUAGGGGAUUUCUGGAUCUCCUGGUUCCUGGGACAGGGACUGGCACGAAGCAGGUCCUUACUUCUCCAAUCUGGGUCCUUAGUGACCCUGGAGGUGUGCCAGGAGGCCAAGGAGCAUCAAUAAAAGCAAGGCUUAUCUUCCUAGAGGGUCAGUUUUACUCAAUGAUUUUUGCAGAGAGAUGUUAUGUCAAAAUACAUGGCUCUACUUAAGUGAGAUCGAAAAUUGGCAUAAACUUUUAAGAUAAACAGGAAAACCUUUUUGAGCUUGUGAUGAGUUUCCUGAAUCCUCUCAGAGUCUCAGAGAAUGAGUUUGCUCCCUCUGGGUUGGAGAUUCCCUGGUGGAAAUAUUUGCGAACCAGCGUAAGGAGAGAAACGUGCGAUGCAUUUAGGAUGGGUGGGAGUAAUGUGCAAAAAAAUUGCAAAACUGGGAAUCCUUAUUUAGUUAAGUCUCUUUAUAGUUACCCUGAGGCAUGAAUCAGUCAACAGGGGGAUUUCUAGAUAGUAAUAUUAAAGCUGCAGCUCAAAACCUGGAACCCACAAAUUCCCUAAUAUUGUUACGUGUGUAUACAUGAGUGUGAGAGGAAACACACACAUGAGCAUAUGUGUGCAUUUCCCUGGGUAAUGAGCAUCAUAGUUUUCGUCAAGUUUCCAAACGGGUCCUCAUGCCUUCACUAGAGUAAGAACGUUUACCGCUAUUUUCUCUUGUCACCUUUGCCCCCACUCGGCAUGUCUCUCACCUUCCUGACCAGUUCUUUCUAUUCCGUCCUCUCUGAACUGUCACCAUGUGGCCUCCCCAUCCAAAAUCAUGUUCUGCUCCCCUGCCAGCUUACUGGCCAAGAAGAGAGUGAUUGUUUGUAGAAAGCCUUGAGGUUGACACAAGUUUCUCUGUUUAGAAACUGAGAGACUCCCUGGAGUGAUAAAGGGACCCGCUGGCUCAGCGUCAUGAAGCAUUUGGGCUUCAUCCGUGGCUGGGUUGAUAGCUGACUGUCUUAUGUUCUCUGUGAUGCUACAAAGGUGAACUGGCCUUUAAUGCAGGGGCCUCAAAGCCGAGACACAAGGGUUUCUCACAUGACCAUCAUCCCACAUGCUUGCAUAAGUUUUACCAUAUCUCCAUACUACCUGAAAUGGUAUCUUCUUAAUAAUUUAAUCAACUCAUUUUUUCAAUUAGUUUUGUUUUAAAAAAUUAACUUUGUCUCAAUACCUAAAUGGAAGACUAGUAUCACUU
Molecule: messenger RNA, 4153 nt
Organism: Vicugna pacos (alpaca)
Lineage: Eukaryota; Metazoa; Chordata; Mammalia; Artiodactyla; Camelidae
Source: RefSeq, a predicted model, not a curated record